Molecule: messenger RNA, 1707 nt
Organism: Salarias fasciatus (jewelled blenny)
Lineage: Eukaryota; Metazoa; Chordata; Actinopteri; Blenniiformes; Blenniidae
Gene: supt3h
Product: SPT3 homolog, SAGA and STAGA complex component
Exons: 12
Coding region: 517-1575 (352 amino acids)
Biological process (GO): transcription by RNA polymerase II
Molecular function (GO): transcription coactivator activity; protein heterodimerization activity
Source: RefSeq, a predicted model, not a curated record
CCCCUCUCCGCCCCUCCCCGGCCCCUGUCCGCCUCUCCCCGGUCCCUCUCCGCCUCUCCCCGGCCCCUCUCCGCCCCUCCCCGGCCCCUGGCCGGCCCCUGUCCGCCUCCUCCCGCCGUGUUUGCCGUCGUUGUGUCGGGCUUUGUGCGGCUCUCACCGCAGGGUUUGAAUAGGAGCUGCUCAUUCAGGCUGGCCGCCGGACGGGAAGUGCGUGCGGUCAGACCAGCUGUCCGCCUGCUCGCAGCUCCUCACGCACGAUCUGCCUCCGCACACACCGGCGUCUUGUCACCUUAAGCCCGGAGUCUUUCCUUCCGGCGUUCUGUUUCGUGCCAGCGGAGGAACCCGGAGCUUCAGACCUGCAUCAGACUGAGCUCCGCUCUGGGUUUGCUGCUCAUCAAACACCUACGGGGCGAUUUUUCUUUUCUUAACCACCAGAACAAAUACAGUCCCUGUUUUUCUGCCGCACGCAGUGACAGGCGCUCACUGGAAACCAGCUUCAGGCUGUCUGGGUGGAUUAUGAGCAGCCCAAUGGCCGGCUCUGCUGGCUCCGGGUCCAAAGACCGCCCAGCCUCCAGGACCAGCUUCAUCCCAGAGCUGCAGAGCAUGAUGUUCGCUCUGGGAGACGCUCGCCGGCCUCUGCACGAGACGGCAGCGCUGGUGGAGGACAUCGUGCACACACAGCUCAUCACCAUGCUCCAUCAGGCCUGUGAGGGGGCGUCGCUCCGAGGAUCCAGAGUCAUUUCAGCAGAAGACAUCCUGUUUCUGAUGAGGAGGGACAAGAGGAAAGUCUCUCGGUUACUGAAAUAUCUGCAGUUCAGGGAUUAUAAAUCCAAACUGCUGCGAAGUCUGGAGGAGGAGGAGCCUCAGCAGGAGCCAGACCGCUGGGCCGGAGCCGCCGGCGGCGCCCAGCGGCGGCAGCGAUUGGCUCAGGACUUCCUGGUGUGGAUGGAUCAGACGGGAGAGCUGCUGACGCUGGCCGAGCGACAGGAAGUGGACCCGGUCAAACAGGAGAGGCUGGAGCGUUUGGAGCGUCAGACUCGGGCGAUGGACCAGACUCAGUACUCCGAGUUCUGUGAGAGUCGACAGCUCAGCUUCGCUAAGAAAGCCUCUAAGUUCCGGGACUGGCUGGACUGCAGCAGCCUGGAGCUGAAGCCCAACAGCGUUGCCAUGGAGAUCCUGUCCUACCUGGCCUACGAGACGGUUGCCCAGAUUGUGGAUCUGUCUCUGCUGGUGAAGCAGGAAAUGACGGCCAAGACCAGCCCCGUCGGUCACGUGAUCUCCGCCAGCUACAUCCACUACAACACACACACCGAGGUGAAGAAAGACCCAGACUCUCCUGAGGCCACGCCCCCUUCAACUCCAAGCUCCUCCCACUCAUCCAAGCCCCUCCUCCAGGGUAACGGCAGCCUGGACGGGCGGGCCAGACAGAGGAAACGCAAGAAGAGUUGUCCAGCCUCAGUGGAGCCCCCCAGUGGAGCCAUCCAGCCCUGUCACAUCAGAGAGGCCAUCAGGAGAUACAACUACAGACACACAAGCGCGUACUGCCGGAGUGGGAUGGCGUUCCUGGCCUGCUGACGCUCCGCCCACCUCCAGCUCCUGACCUCCACCUCCUGACCUCCAGCUCCUGACCUCCGGCUCCUCACCUCCACCCCCUGACCUCCACCCCCUGACCUCCACCUCCUGACCUCUACCCCCUGACCUCCACCC